Molecule: messenger RNA, 1515 nt
Organism: Symbiodinium natans
Lineage: Eukaryota; Dinophyceae; Suessiales; Symbiodiniaceae
Source: the annotation of a GenBank genome assembly
AUGGCUCCUUCGCGAGGGCCUUGCACGUUGGAGUGGCGGAGCAUGCGGAGCCGGGCGGAGCCGAAACCGCAGAACCGGGUGCCUCGAGCGGCGCUUUGCAUGCUGGGGGUUCCACGGUUCUUCGAUGACACAGCGCAGUUGCUGAGGCGAAAUCUCCUCGAACGUAUCGGCCGGCCGACCGACCUCUUCGCAUUCGUGACUGCCUCACGGAGGCCGGCAGCGCCCGACUGCCCCCAACCACACCGCCUGGUUGAAACAUUGCCUGGUGACGGUCAUCUUGGUGACGAGCUAAGACGUGUAGCGCCGUCCGGCCAGGGGGACUUCGAGCCUGGUCGCUUUGCUGGUGAUGGAGCUUCGUUGCUGACACCUUUGGAAUGGGCAUCGCUGGAGGUGUUUCUGCAGAAGGCUGUCGCGGGACAGGUGGCUUGGGGAGACCGACCUGUGGAAUUGCUGAGUCAGCAUCCGGCGGCUGCUUGGCGCCGCGUUGCCGCCCGACCUGGACCAUGGUUGGGCGGGCUGGCGAAGAGGUCUGAUGUCGGCCAUGACGACAUCACAGGUUCUUCGCCCACGUUGAAAGAAGAAGAUUCCAUGAAAACGAACAUUUCCGGCAUCCGCUUCACGGACGGCAGCUCUGGGCACCACGUGCGGCCGAGCGCCGGACUGUCCCAGCUCCGUACCAUGCAGUGGUGUGCGGACGCGGUAAGAUGGCAUGAGGAGAACAUCCUCAACACUUCGUACUCGCAUGUCCUGUUUGCACGCUGGGAUCUGCAGUGGCUGAUUCCAUUUCCUGGGCUUGAGCUGCUGCAGGACAUCAAUUCUGAGGAGAUAUGGCUGCAACAGGUACAGGGCGAGUUCUUUGCUAACGAUCGCUUCGCCGUCGUUCCAAGGCCAAGGCUUUCAGCUUACUUUGAAGGCUGGAAGCUUGUGGUCUCUGGUGAGGCAGCGGAUGCUUUCCAGAAACACAUGCCCCGAGUGGGCAACCCAUUUUUCCUGCAAGACUUCUUGGUGUUCGAGGGCUUCCUUCACCUACGCCUAGCGUAUGCUGGGCUGAGUACUAUGCCCCUUCCUCCACUCUUCUACGUAUACUGCCGCCCAUCCUCGGAUCCAAGGACUUUCCGAAGUUUGGGCUUCUUCGACUGCACACCGCUGGCCGCCCUGGCUGACGUGACGGUCUUGCGACAGGCAAGAGAUGACAGCGAUGCGGCCUUUGAGGCGCUGGAAGAGGCCCUCGGUGGUGCGAAGUACGGCAACGAGAUCACGUGGGUGCUGGCCACCGACUCAGCCCUCCAAACUUUUGGGCAAGCCGAGCGCGUGGCUCAAGAAGGGUCCGAACAACUGCUGCGGCUUCUGCAACCUCGCCUGGACCACAUUCGUGGCCGCCCGGAGGAGCUGGCUGUUCCCAUCAACUGGACCAAGGACCAUCUCUUCAGCGCAGUCUUCAUGUCAUCACAGAUCGAGGCUGAGCUCCAGUGUCAAUACGGCCCUGCAGGAGAGGACGUGCCAAACGCUGCUUGA